Messenger RNA from Thamnophis elegans (Western terrestrial garter snake), 2066 nucleotides. RefSeq names its product progestin and adipoQ receptor family member 7 (gene PAQR7). Bases 406 to 1464 code for a protein of 352 amino acids. Lineage: Eukaryota; Metazoa; Chordata; Lepidosauria; Squamata; Natricidae. Gene Ontology annotation, biological process: response to steroid hormone. The transcript has 2 exons. The record is from RefSeq and is a predicted model, not a curated record. Gene Ontology annotation, cellular component: plasma membrane. Gene Ontology annotation, molecular function: nuclear steroid receptor activity; steroid binding.
GGAGGGAGGAAAACCAAACGGGGAGGGGACGCAUCUGGAAGGGGGCAGAACUGAGACGCUGCAAGCCUCCCGGUCUUCGCGGAGGAAAAGGCGAGCGAGUUGCUCGGCAAAAGCCCAGCUUCAGACGAUGCCCGGGCGCCUAAACGCGCGUCUGCAGUCGGUUGUUGGCGAGUCCUCGUGGUUUUCUUUAAACUAUGAAUGAUUCCAGCCGGACGGGUCCGCGUGGAAGAAGAGUUUAGCCUGUGGGGCUAACCGAAGCGAGGAACUGGUGUAUCGCUGGUGGGAGUGGGGUGGGGUGGGGUUCUGCUUUCGACUCCGAGGCGAGUCCAACUUCUGCUUAAGAAUUCCGCCUGGGGAGAAGUCGAGGGGCAGCUUGUCUUCAAGGAGGUCACCCACUUUCCGGUCAUGGCAACGAUUGUCUCCGAAAAACUCAGCCGCCUCUUCAUCAACCUCCAGCACUUGUGCAAAAUCCCUCAACUCCUCUCCAAGUCCUUGCCUGCUCCCUCCUGCACGGUGGCAGCCUCGGAGGUGCCCCAGCUUUUCCGGAAGCCCUACAUCCACGCCGGCUACCGGCCCCUCCACCGGAACUGGGCCUUCUACUUCCUGUCCCUCUUCCAGCAGCACAACGAAGCGCUCAACGUCUGGACGCAUCUGCUGGCGGCUUUCAUGUUGCUGGGGCGCUUCUGGCAACUCUCCCAGAUCGUGGAUUUUGUGGGCGACCCGCACGCCCAGCCCUUCUGCAUCGUGGCUGUGUCUUCCAUCAUCUACUCCACCUGCAGCACCUUGGCUCAUCUCUUGCAAGCCAAAUCUGAGUUCUGCCACUACACCUUCUUCUUCUUGGACUAUGUAGGGGUGGCCACCUACCAGUACGGUAGCGCUUUGGUGCAUUAUUACUACGCCAUUGAGCCAGAGUGGCACGCCUGGAUCUCCAGUUUCUACAUUCCGGGUGCGGUGGGAUUGGCUUGGUUGUCCUGUGCUGGCUCCUGCUAUGCCAAAUACCGAUGCCCACAUCUGUCCCGUCUGCAGGGCCGGCUCUGCCAGGAAAUGCCCUCUGCGGUAGCCUAUGCUUUAGACAUCAGCCCUGUGCUCCAUCGUAUCUACACCUCGACCAUCUCCGGACAAAGCGACUUGGCUGCUACCUACCAUAAGUGCCACGUUUUGUGCUUCCUGGUUGCAGCCUUUUUUUUCGCCUACCCCUACCCCGAGAAGUGGUUUCCCGGGAAGUGUCACUUUGUGGGACAAGGCCACCAGCUCUUCCACAUGUUCCUCAUUUUUUGUACCUUCAUCCAGUUAGAGGCGGUGCUUCUCGAUUACCGGACUAGGCGGCACAUUUAUGCUGACCUGCAUGGCGACCUCGCUCCCUUUUUUUCCAUCAUGUGCCUUGUGCUGAUGGCUUCCUGUGGCCUCACAGCCCUCUACAUGACGGUCAAAGUCAAACACAAAAUCCGGCCGAAGCGGGACUGAGUUCAGGGGACGCCGGCUGCUGGAGAUUUACCGCCAGCUGCUUCUUUCGGUGCACUUGCUCUGGGAAUGUCUGUCCUGCUGUCGUUUAGGAAACUGAUUAGGAUAGGUAGCUAUUGCUGGGGUCUUCCCCUCCUCUUGCACUGGAGUUCUUGCUUGCGGGUUGCUCUGUCCAGGCAACUGAGAUGAGAAGUGGGAGGUUGCAUCAGAAAGGAAGUGUCCAAACUCUUUGGUGGAAAGGAAUUCGUCUUUUGUUUCCUGCUGUCUCCGAUUGAAGGGAGAAGACGUCGUUGCUAUGCCUCUCAGAAGCUACAGCCAUCUUUCUUCCACCCUUCUGAAUCCGAGCUGGCAGCCUUCAGGCUCUUAGGAAUCCACUUGAUUAUUAUCAGUUUCCCAGAUCCACCAAUGGGACCCUGGGCCAGAGGGAUCGGUUUAAGAUCCUGAGGCCGGGAACUGGUUCUAAAUUCCAGAACUAGAUGGAGCACCCCCAACGCAUUCAUCUUGGGGUUCUCCAAACUUCCUUCAUUUCAGCAGUGCUUGAGAGGGAAUGGGUGGAAAUGGUUCCUUUCACUGCUGCCAUUUAAACACAGGUGUCCGCCUUAUCG